Messenger RNA from Komagataella phaffii GS115, 1080 nucleotides. RefSeq lists its product as uncharacterized. Lineage: Eukaryota; Fungi; Ascomycota; Pichiomycetes; Pichiales; Pichiaceae. Gene Ontology annotation, molecular function: peptide-N4-(N-acetyl-beta-glucosaminyl)asparagine amidase activity. The transcript has a single exon. The coding region runs from base 1 to 1080 and encodes 359 amino acids. Gene Ontology annotation, cellular component: nucleus; cytosol. The record is from RefSeq and is a predicted model, not a curated record. Gene Ontology annotation, biological process: protein quality control for misfolded or incompletely synthesized proteins; protein deglycosylation; glycoprotein catabolic process.
AUGGAGUGUAAAAAAGUCAAAGAUCGCCUAGUCACGGAAUACUUAAAGAUUGAAUGUAGUCGACUUAACCGAAGGAUACGCUCCCUGAAAAAUCCAAAAGUUGAGCAAGCCCUACUGCAAUUCAAGAACUCACGUUUGGCUCACAUGAGAAAGGCUCAUCUGGAUGGAAUAAGAAACCCACAGUAUACGGAUGACGCCAUCUUUCAGGCAUUGGAAACCAUGGAUUUGGACCACAUAUUUGAGAAGGCAGGUAGUCUUUACAACUCACAGCAACAAGAUGAAUCAAAAAAAGAUUCCCUGGAUGAAACAGAUUUCACCGUGGUGGCGUUGCUAGAUUGGUUCAAGAAUGACUUCUUCAAAUGGGUAAACAAGCCACCUUGUCCUGUUUGCCAUAGUGAAGAUGAAAGCCGCAUAAGAAUGGUCGGAUCUGCAAGGCCCACUAGUGAAGAAUUGUCGUACGGAGCAGGGGUCGUAGAGGUGUUUAAUUGUGACCAUUGUAGCUGUGCAAUCAGAUUUCCAAGAUAUAACGACCCUAAGAAGCUCCUGAGAACUAGAGCUGGACGAUGUGGGGAAUGGAAUAACUGUUUUCUGUUGUGUCUAAAAGCCUUGGGUCUGAAAGCUAGAUGUGUGAGGAAUGUGGAAGAUCAUGUAUGGAGUGAAUACUACUCGGAACAUCUCAAGCGGUGGGUCCAUCUGGAUAGUUGCGAGAAUGCCUUUGAUCAACCAGAACUAUACUGCAAAGGUUGGGGGAAAAAGAUGAGCUAUUGUUUUGCUUUUGAUGACACUCUCAUAGAAGAUGUGAGUGCCAAGUACAUUACUCAAGGUAGACUGCCUAAAAUGCUAGACGACGAAACCAUCAGAAUAUGCUUGUAUUUUUUCAACCAGGAAGCUCUUAAGAUGGUGAGUGAAAAUCCAGAGGCAUUCUACUCCGCUUUGGUUAAGUAUCACAGAUGUCUGUCUGCGAAUAGAAAAGAGAGCGGGUCAAAAUCACGAGCCGUGAAUGCUAGUUUGACUUCAUUGUUACCACGACAAUCUGGUAGCGCAUCCUGGACGUCUGAGAGAGGCGAAAACGGACUUUAG